CGGGUGCCUUAGCGCGCAAUCAAGGAGAGGCUGCGGCGGGGUCAGGGCGCGGAUGCUGGAAGUUCACAUCCCCUCGGUGGGGCCCGAGGCCGAAGAGUCCAGGCAGAGCCCAGAGAAAGGCCACAUGGUGUUCCAAGUCGAGGUGCUGUACAGCGGACGCAGACACACGGUGCCGAGGCGAUACAGCGAGUUCCAUGCUCUACACAAGCGGAUCAAGAAACGGUACAAAGUGCCUGACUUUCCCUCAAAACGCCUGCCCAACUGGAGGACCAGAGGAUUGGAACAGCGCCGGCAGGGCUUGGAGACCUAUAUCCAGGGCAUCCUGUACCUGAAUCAGGACGUGCCCAAGGAGUUAUUGGAAUUCCUGAGGCUUCGCCACUUCCCCACAGACUCCAAGGCCAGCAGCUGGAGCACCCUGAGGGAAUUCCUGCCUAGUGACAACAGCUCACAGCUGCACCACCGGCCCGUCAUUGGCUUCUGUAUGGACCCCUACAUUUACACCCCUCCCCCAGAACCUCUCCCAGAAGUGGUGGUGGAUGGUGUCCUCCAGGGUCUCUAUGGCUUCAGCACUAGCCCGGCCAAAGGCUAACCGUCAUCCUGCUCCAUCACCAAUGCCCUGGCUAGCCCAGGCUUCAGGUCACCUGUCAGGACAGUUAAUGUGCCUCAGUCCUAGGAGUUCCAUAUAAGAAGCUGGGUCGACCCUUGGACUAGCCUCAGGGUGUAACUAGCCGAGGCUCAGCUGUGCCCAGCCACACUCAAGGCUCUGAACUUGGUGUGCACUGACAGCUGCAGUUAGCAGAUUUGCCCAGGGGCCGCGGCAAAGUCAAGAUAAAGAAAAGAGCAUUAAGUAAUUUCAGGCAUAGGCUGAGAAGAUUCAGGUGGAUUUCCUAGCCCAGCCUGGCAGGUGGCAGAAGCUGGGCACAGUAGCUGGGUAGCCUCUGCCUGAUGACUAGUGGGUACCACCUAGGCACAGGCUUAGAAAGGAGCCCAAGGAAAGGGGUGCAUCUAUCU
This is a messenger RNA of Chionomys nivalis (European snow vole), 1011 nucleotides long. It is a transcript of the gene Snx22, whose product is annotated as sorting nexin 22. The record is from RefSeq and is a predicted model, not a curated record. NCBI's taxonomy places the organism in Eukaryota, Metazoa, Chordata, Mammalia, Rodentia, Cricetidae. The coding region runs from base 53 to 589 and encodes 178 amino acids. Gene Ontology annotation, molecular function: phosphatidylinositol phosphate binding. The transcript has 7 exons.